Molecule: messenger RNA, 1858 nt
Organism: Lucilia sericata (common green bottle fly)
Lineage: Eukaryota; Metazoa; Arthropoda; Insecta; Diptera; Calliphoridae
Exons: 3
Coding region: 399-1319 (306 amino acids)
Source: RefSeq, a predicted model, not a curated record
AUCUGAGUUUUAAAAAUCUGUUUAGUUUUAAAAAAUCUGCCAACGUAGACAACCAAACGAAAAACGAGAAACAGUAGUGAAAAAUAACAAAUAUUUUUUUUUAAAUUUUAAAAAAAGAUAUUGGAAAUUUGCAAAAAGUUGAAAAAAAAAAAUCAACAUUUAUAGUUUUCAAUAAUAUUUAAAUAUCCUAAAAGUGUUAUAGUGCUAGUUGAAAAAUAACAUAAAUAAAAUUUAAUUGGAUACACAUACGACCUUUGGGCCUGAUAUUUUUGGUGAUAUUUGGUUUUUGGUUCUAUAAAAAUCGCUGUAAUCUGCGCAUACAAACACCACCAGAAUUGGAAAAACAUCUGCAAUUGGUGCAGCAACGUAUAAUUGAAUUUAGACAAACUAAACCAACAAUGUUUUGUGCCAUAGCUUCAGGAUGUUUGGCAGCUUUGGCUGUAGUGGGUCAUUUGGUAUCCGGGUCUAUGGUGGUAUUGACGGGUUUAAUAGUAGCGGCCAUAAUAUCAACAAAAUAUAAUUUUAAAAUAAUAAAAAUUGAACCAAAAGAUCUAGAUUUUGCCUGGUCCGAAAAGUUACAACAACACGACUAUGAACUAGAUGAUGAAUUUAUGCCCGAGGUAAAUGAAAGCAAUUUAUUUGUUUUGGAAAGAGCUAGUGAUUUGGCCUCUCUAACAUUGCCAACCGAAGAUGGCGAUAAUGAUGAGGAUAAAAGUGAUGAAAUACCUUCAGAACUCUUGAUACCAGAUUCUAUACCAGAAAUCGAUGAAAAUUCCACAGAUGAUGAACAAGAUGAUUUACUACCAGUGGUGCAGGUGUCAAAAUCAGAGACACAUAUUAAGAACUCCCUACCCGCCUCAGAUGCGUCAGUUAAAUACUCGCAGUCUGAAGAUACUAUAGAAUUUAAAAAGGGUCACUUUAAGCGUGACUCCUCACUAUCGACCACUUCUUCAUCGUCGGAGGAAAGUCUUUCGAAAGGCCUACAAUUCCCCGAUCACACCGCCGUUGAUGGUCCCUCAAAGUCUAGGACUUCAUCUUCAACAGUGGUGGCCAGACCUGGUGCAGCGGGGCAACUAGAGGCCAAUGAUUUAGUGGCCAUGGCUGUUAAGUCCCAAACUCAAGCUUUUCUGGCUAAUAGCAGUAAACUGAUACCUACCCUUAUGUCGGGUUUGGUUCAGGGAGUUUUGGGCGUAGGUGCUGGUGGUAUUCCCACACAAAGUGGUCCUAUACACGAUUCUACACACAGACGUCUUGUCACCGCUUUAGAUUCAUCCGAUGAAAGUGAUUUUGAGAUAUUAGAAGAGGAAGAUUGUCAAUAAUUUGUAUUACAUGGUCGCCACCAGAAGAAAUUUAUGAUAGAAAUGGUAGAAAAGAAAGAAGAAAACAUUUAGAAUUUCAACACAAGAAAAAAAACUCAAUUUAUUAUGUAACCAUCAUGAAAGUUAUCUGUGAAUUAUUAUUUAUAUUUAAGUUAUUUUAGUUUUUUUUUUUGUUUGUUUUUGUUUAGUGUUUUUUUUUUUAAUUUUAUUUUGCUAUUUUUUUUUGUUUUUGUGCGCUUUGAAACGGGUUAAGGUUGUACCAAAAAAAAAUUGAGUGAAACGUAUUAGGCGAUUUUGCAAAUGUGUAUAAUGUAGGGCAACAUUGAAAUUUUAGAAAAUUUUAAAGAUAUCAGUUUCAUACUAUUUAGAAGGAAGGUAUAAACGAGAAUUCAGUUCUUCUUUUAUAGUGUUUUUAUAAAAAUGUUUUUGUUCAGUUCUAGUUCAGUUCUAGUUCAAUUCUAGUUCAGUUCUAGUUCAGUUCUAGUUCAGUUCUAGUUCAGUUCUAGUUCAGUUCUAGUUCAGUUCUAGUUCAGUUCUAG